AUGUUCUUCGGACGAGGUGCACAAGGAAUUGCCGCCGUGAAACGACAGCGUGGAGAUGAACAUGGCGCUGGGCAUCCAUAUGUUUUAGUAGAAGAUUUGGAAGAGACACUUAAUGAACGCUACGAUUAUGGAUUGGAUUUAGUGUUACUAUCUAUCGACGAAGGAAUAAAAGGAUAUCGUGACGACUCUUUAGAAGCUGUCCAGAGGAAUCGUGUCGAAUAUUGUAUGCCUCUGACGGUAGUUACCUAUAAAGAUUUGUACGGCUGGACGAUGGAUGAGAUCGUGGCAAAGAUAGGAAAGAAAAAUAAUUGCACAUUUUGUGGUGUCUUCCGUCGGCAAGCUCUGGACCGUGGUGCUCAUAAAAUCGGCGCGUCUAAGUUGGUGACUGGUCACAACGCAGAUGAUAUGGCGGAAACCGUGCUGAUGAACAUCUUACGUGGCGAUGUUGCGAGACUUCAACGUUGUACUAGCGCACUCACUGGUGAAGAAGGCGAACUUCCUCGAGCUAAACCGUUGAAGUACUGCUUCGAGAAGGAUAUUGUUAUGUACGCGCGACUAAAUAAGUUGGAUUAUUUCUAUACGGAAUGCGUUUAUGCUCCCGAUUCAUACCGUGCAUAUUCAAGGACAUUUAUCAAGGAUCUCGAACGACUGAGGCCGGAGUCUAUUUUAGCUUUAAUAAAGUCCGGAGAGUCAGUUGUAGUGAAGACGGAAGUGGCUAUGCCAACGUUAAUCAACUGUUCUAGAUGUGGAUAUAUCUCAAGUCAGUCAAUUUGUAAAGCAUGUUUGUUGUUAGAGGGUCUGAAUACUGGAUGUACCGAUUUGGGGAUAAGGAGAAAGACGAAGAAAAUAGCUAUUGUUGAUGAAGAGAACCCUCAAACAAGCUCAAGCUGCGGCGGUGGAUGUGACUGUGAUGACAACGUUACCACUUCGUUUUAA
Molecule: messenger RNA, 936 nt
Organism: Ostertagia ostertagi
Lineage: Eukaryota; Metazoa; Nematoda; Chromadorea; Rhabditida; Trichostrongylidae
Source: the annotation of a GenBank genome assembly